Aspergillus calidoustus is the source of this 978-nucleotide messenger RNA. The record is from the annotation of a GenBank genome assembly. Lineage: Eukaryota; Fungi; Ascomycota; Eurotiomycetes; Eurotiales; Aspergillaceae.
AUGAGCAUCCUCAUCACCGGCGCAGGCGGCUUCAUCGGCCAGGCCCUCGCCAAAGCCCUCGCAGACUCUCCAGGCGUCGAAUCCCUCGUCCUCACAGAUGUGGUUGAGCCCGCGGUUCCGUAUAGCACCAAGAUAAACAUCACGGCGCUCAAGGCAGACCUGACCUCCCGCGAAACAUGUCAAUCGCUCCUCUCCACCGAGUUUACUCAUGUGUAUCUCCUCCACGGGAUCAUGUCCGGCGCGAGCGAAGCCAACCUUUCACUCGGGCUUGCGGUUAAUGUCGACUCGAUGCGGAAUAUUCUUGAUGUCCUUGGGGAGAAACAUGAAUCGAGUGGUGCGAAGCCAGUUCGCAUUGUGUAUCCGUCUAGUCUCGCAGUCUUUGGUGGGCCGGAUAUCCUGAAGUCGCCAGUGACCGAGUCGACUAUUGCCCUACCGCAGUCAUCAUAUGGUGCACAGAAACAUAUUUGCGAGGUGCUCUUCAACGAUUUCUCUAGACGGGGGAUUGUCGAUGCGUGCAUUGUUCGUUUACCCACGAUUAUUGUCCGACCGGGGAAACCUUCUGGUGCAGCAUCGAGUUUCUGCUCGGGGAUUGUGCGAGAACCGCUAAAGGGAGAGCAGAGUUUGUUGCCCGUGUCGCGUGAGUUGAAGCUGUGGGUGUGCUCAACGAGGACCAUCAUUCGGAAUCUGGUACAGGCCAAGGACGUGCAGUUUGCAGGGGACACAUACUCGCGGAUCGUGAAUCUUCCAGGCGUGACGGUCACUGUGCAGGAAAUCUUGGACGGGCUGAAGGCGGUUGGAGGCGAGAAGGCAUUGGAGCAGGUGGUCGAGAAGCCCGAUCUGGCCGUCCAGCAGAUUGUUGGGUCAUGGCCAGCCAUCUUCGACAUCAAGAAAGCGCUCUCUAUGGGCUUCCAUCCCGAUGGAGACCUUGCGCAGACGAUUCGAGAGUAUAUAGAGGACUACGGUCACAAUGCAUCAUGA